Messenger RNA from Fusarium falciforme, 4635 nucleotides. Its product is annotated as Helitron-like-N domain-containing protein. The record is from RefSeq and is a predicted model, not a curated record. Gene Ontology annotation, biological process: telomere maintenance; DNA repair. Gene Ontology annotation, molecular function: DNA helicase activity. The transcript is spliced from 5 exons. Bases 1 to 4635 code for a protein of 1544 amino acids. NCBI's taxonomy places the organism in Eukaryota, Fungi, Ascomycota, Sordariomycetes, Hypocreales, Nectriaceae.
AUGGAUGACAAUGAGCCCCAGUCACUCGAACAGAUUGUGGACGGGCUGGGCAGAGCGUAUGAUGAGAAUGAUGUAAGUUACGACGAGGAUCAGCAGCUCUACGACGAGCGCACUAGGGAGGAGCUCGAGUAUGAGGGCAUGGGAAGCUUUCUUGAUGAGAUCCUUGCAUCUGGUAUGUUUCCAUUGGAUACAGCACCGCGAGCAACCGAUGCCGAUAAACUGCAAUUUGCCAUUGAUACAAUCAGAGGUGGACACACAAAUGCGCAAGCACAGCCGCCCAACCCGCCGGCUGGGAGCGCGCAGGAUUCGCACCUUCAGCCAUACAUUCACAUUUCAAGAGGCAACGAGUUUGCAGAUGUCAAUGAUGUCUGGCAUUUUGCAAAAGCAUUUCCAACACUAUUUCCGUUCGGUUUCGGUGGGCCACGGUGCAAGGAAGAGAUGGAAUCGGAGCUGUGGAAGAACAGUCUCCAGCUCACAGGGCGUAUCCGUAAUAGAGACAGUAUUGGAGAGGGUGGAGAGGAUGCGAUUUCGCCAACACGUAAUCUCGGACUUCGCGCAUGGAUGAAGAAAGUGCUGCAACGGCAUGGUGGUCGCUUUGCCAAUCAUCCGGCGUUUUCAUUCCUAGUAUUCAACAUAGAGGUUCGGUCUAGGAAUAGAGGAGUAAGUAUGGUGAGCGUGCGGCGGAACGAUUUUCCCGAGGUUGAGAGAAUCAUUCAGUCGUUAACACUAGAGAGGCUGGCGAAAGUACAAAAGGAGUUAGAGGCGGGCGGGAGCACCCGAGAUGAAGAUAUCAAAAAGCUCCUGCGAUACAUCUCAUACUUUGGCUACAAACAGGCCAUGUCGCAGGAGUCGCGGCUAGCCAUGCGCAGAAAGAUUAAAGCGCUCAUCAUCAGAUACGGUAUACCGGCGAUUUGGUUUACGCUGAACCCUAAUGACAUUACGAACCCGGUAAAACUACGUCUGGCGGCAUACCAAAAGGAGGACAAGGCUGGCGCGGAAGCAACCCUGCUUCGGGCCCUUCAGGAUAGGUAUGAGAGAGUGAAGCUGGCGAUAACUGACCCCAUAAGCUCUGCCAUCUUCUUCCACCGCGAAGCAGAGAUGUUCUUUGAGCAUUACGUCAAGGUUGGGGAGGAAUCUGUGUUUGGUCAGAUUGGACAGUAUUUCGCCGCUGUCGAGACCAACGAACGCGGUGCUCUUCAUGUCCAUGGUUUGCUAUGGCUCGAGGGGAACUUGGAGCUCGGAAACUUCAUCGGUGCUCAUGGAAACGGGGAGGAUGAUGAGAGUGCGGCGAUGGAACGGGAAGGAAUCCUGAAAUAUGUCGAUUCUGUCUUUACCGAGGAUCUGGACGAAUCUGCUGCCUUUAGCGAGGAGAGCGAGGCUAGGGUAGUUUACGACAACAUAUCCCACCUGAUGACCGAUGCAGGGCGCUUCUCUGAACAGUUUGACGACGAAGCCCACUUUUGCGCGGGCAGGGUCCAGAUGCAUGUCCACACCGCAACUUGUGUCAAAUACUCUCACAUCAAGGAGGGAGAAAAGAAGCCCACGUGUCGAUUCCAUGCGCCUUGGAAGCUCUUUACAAAAAGCGAAUUUGGUGCGGAUGGCAUACUUCGGCUUCAACGCUCACAUCCCAUGAUCAACCGAUGGAGCAAGCCAAUGGCGGUUGGGUUGCGGCACAAUCACGACAUCUCCUUCAUCGGAACCCAAAGCAAGACAAUGGCGCUGAUAUACUACUUGACAAACUACGCCACAAAAAUCCAAGAUCCGAUCUGGAAGAGAGUGGCCAUAGCAGCAGAGCUCUUUCCGAGUAUCAGCACAACCAGCGCCGUCGGGCUAGGUGCAACAACUGCAAACUACGAAGCCAAGGCAAAUAUAAACCGCCAGUAUCUGAUGAGAAUCGCAAACCGAAUAUUCACCGAGCGGCCAUUAUCGCAGGUGGAGGUGAUUGCGCACUUCCUGGAUUACCCAAGUGAGUUCUCGAGUACCAAACAAUGGUCAUAUGUGAAUAUGACAACGCUAUACUGGGCAAUACUCCGACGCUGGCAGUAUCUCCAGCGAUGCAGUAGCACUUUAGGCGACGACGAUGAUCGACCUAUCGAGAACAUAGGUGGCAAUGGCAACGGCAACGACGCGGAAGCCAGCGCGGAGAGGGUCUUGGUGGGAAGCGAUGGCAAGAAGCUACCAUACAUUGAAGCCUACCACCACCGUGGAGAGGUGCUGCAGACAUUAUGCUUCUACGACUACGUGUCGCUUGUUAAAUUACAAAAGAGGAUAGAUUCAUCUUACAAGGAGUUGGUGAAGAUAGAAUUUGAAAGGAACUGGAAGCCGGGAAGGGGCUGGGUGCAGGUUCUAAGACCCCCGGGGAUGUAUGCAGUGCCAUGCAUCAACGGCUUUCUCGAUAUGGACUUUGAUAUUGACACAAACACAGACAGAUGCCGCAGAGCCGCAGUACAGCACCUCGCACUCUUUGUGCCAUGGGAGAAGUUCACUACAGCAGCAUCAGGCGAUAUUAAUGAAAUCUGGGAACAUUGGAGACGGCGACUCCCCAAAAGACUCCAGACUAUCGCAGGCAACAUCCAGCUCUUGAAGCGAUCAGCGGAAGAUGCGCGGCGAGAUGCAAAGCAGUGGGCGGCUGCGGGGGACGACGCCGUUUUGGAUGAUAUCGACGCUAUGGGGUAUGAUCUCCAAGAUCCUACAGGCCCAGUAAAAGCAUAUCGCCCAGACCAGGUUGGCCAGCUUUGCCGACUGAUGGAGACAGUACUGGGUGCCACAGCCCCCAACCAGGUGACCGCUGGUUCGGAGUCUCUCGUUAAGCUGCUAGAUCAGCUCCGCGAAGCCCACGCAGAUAUCACCGACUUUGCAGAUGACCUUGAGACUGUCGCUCCCGCAGAGAGCCCUGAGCAGUACCAGCCAACUAUGGUAGCCAGGAGCGAGCUCCCAAUGCAACAUCAACUCAAGGGGAUUAAGAGCAAGCAGGGCAAAGCCGACAAGGAAAUUGUGCAAAGAAUCCAAGGCUCUGACGGAAUUCAGGAUACUCAGAACACGGCUGCCGGCAGAGAAGCAUUAUUGAACCAUACUUUUGCGGGUGCAGGAGAAGAUAGCAUAGAGAUAUCGGAAACAGACACCGGGAACACUUAUGGACCCAGCACUAGGGUCGCUUUUGGACCGUCAACCACAUUCCUCCAUGCCGGUCGGCAGAUCGCAAGCAGGCUCACCCUGAACGAGCGGCAGGAAAUUGCCUUCCUUUUAGUGUGUCGCCAUCUCGACACCAUCCCGGACGAAGAUGACAGCGAUGAUUUCGAUAGCAGUAAUGUCGAGAACAAUGAUAACGCACAACUAUGCGAGUUCCUGGGUGGGGAGGGCGGCACUGGGAAGUCCAGGGUCAUCGAGGCGUUGGCGGAAUUGUUCGCUAGCAAAGACAUAUCGCACAGGCUGCUCAUGACGGCGACAUCGGGGGCCGCAGCAGCGCGGAUCAACGGCGUGACUAUUCACUCCGCCUGUGGGAUGCAACCCAACGCAUCCGACAGCAAUGCCGACGAUGGCAGCACGGUAACCUACGUGGACGGUGAUGCCCGAAGAAGAUGGAGAGAAAAGUGGCUGCUCAUCAUUGACGAGGUGAGCAUGCUGGGCCUCCAGACGCUCUCCAACAUCAACAAGCGACUUUGCGCCUCCCGAGGAUCGAAUCGAGAUUUUGGCGGCAUCCCAGUGGUGCUUCUAUCAGGAGAUUUCCACCAAUUCCGCCCAGUGCAAAACAAGUCGCUAUUGACGCCAUGGUCCGCCCUCAGGAUUGCGGACGAAGUGAGGGCGCACGCACUCUGGGCUCGAUUUACCACCGUCGUUAUGCUCACCGAACAGGGGCAGCAAGACGAGUCCGACAUGGAGCUUCUUAAUAGCCGGUGCUUCCAGGAAGGUCGAGCCAUACCAUGGGGCAAGGGCAUCACAGUAGUUACACCCCUCAACAGCACCAGAUGGUGCCUGAACAUGGAUGCGGUCUUGGCCUUCCAGAGGCACCACCAGAAGCCACUCCGGAUAUUUCUACCCCAGCACCGUUGGGGUAAGCCCAAUACAUUGCCGGUAACGGAGGAAGAAGCUACGCUUAUGGCCAGCGUCGGAGAUGACAGCAAGAUCUGUGUGCCGGCCACGUUCAUGUUCGUGCCAGGUAUGCCGGUUGUGGUGACCAUGAAUAUAAACCCAGGCCUCAAGCUCGUGAAUGGCGCCAAGUACACAGCGCUAGAAGUUAUACCAGACAGCAAAAGAUUCCCAGGCUAUCAACUCGCGCCGAAUAUCAUCCUCCACUUUGGACCACCUGCCGGCAUCAUCCUGUCGUCCGAGUCAACCAAGAAGUUCGAAUUUGAUGAAAUGCCACCAGGCACAAUCCUGCUUACUCCAACGAGUGCCCAAAUACCGAUCGAAAAGAAGAAGAGGGUCAAGAAGAGGCCUUGGCAGAGGCAUAAUGUGAGCCGCCGAGGACUUCCCUGCACUGCGGCAUUCGCAUGCACCGAUUACAAAAUCCAAGGCGAAACCCUCCUCCAAGUUGCGCUGGAGCUGCGAGGAACCGGAACAAAGCUGAAUACCAAGACUGGACAACUCGAGGCAGGAAAGUGCGAUCCAUAUAGCCUGCGCGUGUGGAGGAUAUAG